GUUACCUGUCAAUUAGAAUGGUAUAUUUUUUAGAUCGCAAAAGUUUAGCCUAUUCCAUCGCAUGUGGUUUUUAGGGUCCAUAUCACAAGCUAUUACACAAGCAAAGCUGCAAAAAUCCAUAUUUAUUGUUUUUAUUUAUGGAAAUGAUGAACAAUCUCGUGAAAAUUUAAAAAUUUUAGAGAUGAUAGACAUACAACAAUUAUUUAGUUCUUUUAAAGUUGUAGCAGUUAAGAUACAAGAAUCAUCAUUAGAAAGCAAACAAUUUUCUGAUAUUUAUCCAGUUUUAUUAAUUCCAUCUUUAUAUUUUAUUGAUACACGUGGCACACCUAUUGAUAUUAUUAAUGGAAAUCAGAGUCAUAGUGAAAUGACCAAUAGAAUAUGUCAAAUAUUUGAAAAGUAUUAUAGUAUGGAUAAUAAGAAUGAAUUUAAAGAAAAAGUAUCAAAGACACCAAUUGAAAGAACUAAUAUUUACAAAAAGUUAAAUGUCGAUUUGGGUAGAGAAAGAAUUUUGCAACAAAUUGAAAAUGAUAAAAAGGAAAAGAAAUCCAAAUGUUUAGAGAAAAUAAGUGAAGAAGAUAAAUUAAAUAUGACUAAAACCACAAGUUAUCAUGAUAUGCCAUCACCUACAAGCCCCAAUAUUACUCGUAUUCAAUUUCGUUUUCCAGACGGUUCCAAUAUCACUCGCCAAUACGAUACCUCCACCAAGUUUUGUGAUUUAUAUCAAGAUGUUAAAGAACAAAUUAAAGAUAAAAUUGAUGAAUUUAAUUUGGCUUCCAAUUUUCCACGUCGUGUUUUUGAAAAUAACUUGGAAAACGAUCUCAAAAAUUUAGAUCUGGUGCCUUCCGCAGUUUUGAUCAUUAUUUUAAAAGAAAGAAAAAAUCACUUUGCUAAAAAGUAUUCAAUUGGUAUAGCAAUCUUUCAGGAAUGGGACAUCUUAAGUAAUUGGAUCAUAAAUCCAAUUAUUUAUGUAUCAAACAUCAUUAAAUCAAUAAUUGUAAAACUGACUUCCAAGUUAACGGAUAACUCAAAUAUAAAUGAUCAAGUAACCACAUCAUCUAAUCACGAUAAACCAAGUACGAGUCGCAAUUACAAAAUUGAGAAUCAAAGUUUAAGAUCCAGAAAAAGAAAUAAUCAGAACAAUAAAGAUGCAUCUACGUCGAAUAUAGUUACCCUUAAGGAUGAAUCUGAAAAUUCGGAUGAUAAUAAUACUUGGAAUGGAAAUUCGACUCAGCAAAUGUGAAAUUUAUUUGAUUAUAAUAUUUGGGAUUUUAUUAUUUUUAAAUCGUGUAUAACAAUUUAUUACCCACGAAUUAUAUGUAUCUUAUUUAUACCUUAAUCUAUGAUACAAUAUCUCAUUUUAAUAAAUUUUUAUUGCGCCCCUUGGAAAAAAAUAUAAAUA
Gordionus sp. m RMFG-2023 is the source of this 1399-nucleotide messenger RNA. Its product is annotated as UBX domain-containing protein 4-like. The record is from RefSeq and is a predicted model, not a curated record. Gene Ontology annotation, molecular function: protein binding. The transcript has 8 exons. Gene Ontology annotation, cellular component: endoplasmic reticulum. Lineage: Eukaryota; Metazoa; Nematomorpha; Gordioida; Chordodea; Parachordodidae. Bases 62 to 1240 code for a protein of 392 amino acids.